This is a messenger RNA of Rhizophagus irregularis DAOM 181602=DAOM 197198, 2483 nucleotides long. NCBI's taxonomy places the organism in Eukaryota, Fungi, Glomeromycota, Glomeromycetes, Glomerales, Glomeraceae. The record is from RefSeq and is a predicted model, not a curated record.
CCAAAUGACAUACGAACUUUCUGAAAUUCCAUGCAUAUUGGUAAAAAAAAUCUUAGAAAUACUUUUUAGAAAGUUCUAUCUUUUAAAUUUCCGAAAUAAUGAAUCAUCGAAAAAAACUAUAUAUAUGUUGUAAAAAUUUCUAAUUAUUCAUCAGUACUUAUGAUAAAAUGGAGCUUACAAAUGACGAUUCUUUUGAUCCGACACCAAAGUUAAAAUCUAGUCCUGUGCCGAUUUCAUUUAUUUCAUUCAAUAAACAUGAUGAAAAUUGUAUUCGUUGCGGUGAUAUAUAUACUGAGACAACAAUCAAUUAUCAAAAAUACUGCAAAAAAUGUUUAUCGGGUUACCUUACUAAUAUAACUGAUGAAAAUAUAUAUUUAGAUGUGUAUAUAUUUACAAGGAACUUAGAAUGUAAUGAACAUGAAAUAAGUAGAACAAAAGAACCACAAAAUAUUCAAGAAUGCUGUAGAAAUUGCUUAGAAAUAUUAUUCUUUAAACAAGUACCCAAUAAUUAUUAUUUAUAUGGAAGUAAUAAAUUUAAUUUAAACGAUAAUGUGAUUGAAAGUGAAAAAAAUUGUAAAUAUGGAGGUAAUAAAUUUAAUUUAAAUGUGAUUGAGAGUGAAAAAAAUUGUAACCUAUGUAGAAAAGAAUUCCAUGAAACACAUAUGUAUUUUACAUUAUGUUCAGAUUGUUAUCUAAUUUCUUCCAGAUAUACAGAAUCAACUUUGACCAAAAAACCUAUACCAAUUAUUUACUUACCAUAUUGGUAUAGUUUAUCUAAUUGUGAAGCUUGUAAUUUAAAAUUAAAAUUUACAUCAGAUUGUCAAAAAUAUUGUGAAAAUUGUUUUAUAUUUUAUACCGGAUGUAGAUAUUGUUUAACAACAAAUGUUAUUUUUGGCGUUACAAAUCAAUCACAAUGUAAAAAGUGUAAAAGAGUAUCAUCAAUAAUUUUUGAUAGAAGCGGAAAUAGCGAUUUAGAUGAUUUUCUUGGUAAUUUAAGAAUUGAGAUUCACAAUCGAUUGGAAAUAACUAGAUUUACUGACGAGAUAAAAAAUAUUUACAAAUAUUACAAAUAUUAUAUGCCAAAAUCAUUAAUUGGUUCUAUUUAUGUUAAGCAAGCAGAAAUUUUGAUGGAAUGGAUACCAUAUUCUCAAUUUACAAAUGUAAAAGAAAUAGCAAAGGGAGGAUUUGGUAUUAUAUAUCAAGCGACUUGGUUAGAUGGUUCAAUAAAUAAUAAAGAAGUUCGUUAUAGUGUAGAAAUAAGAAAGAGAAGGAAAAAUGAAACUGUCAUAUUAAAAAAGUUUAAUAAUUCUCAAGGAAUUAGUAAAUAUUUUUUAAAUGAGUUAAAAUCGAAUCAACAUUGUUAUGCACUUGAUCGUCAUAUUAUUAGAACUUAUGGUUUUACAAAAGAUCCUAAAUCUGAUGAUUAUAUAUUAGUUAUGCAAUAUGCAUCGGGAGGAGAUUUACAUAACUUUUUACGAAAGCAAUUUACAGAAAUUACAUGGAAUCAUUGGAAUGAACAUAAAAUAAGUAUUUUGUGGCAAAUUGCAAGAGGGCUCGAAACAAUACAUAAAGCAAAUUUUAUACAUCGUGAUUUUCAUAGUGGGAACAUAUUAAUUGAUUUAUCAUACGAUAAAGCACAUCAAUGGCAAAUUGGAGACUUAGGAUUAUCUCAGCAUGAAGGUAGCGCAUCAUCAAAUAAUGAAAUAUACGGAGUGAUACCAUAUAUCGCACCAGAAAUAUUUAAAGGAUCUACAUUUUCCAAAGAAUCUGAUGUUUAUUGUGUGGGUAUGAUUAUGUGGGAACUUACGACAGGUUGUAAACCUUUUGCUAAUGUUGAACAUGAUAUUAGUCUGAUUUACAAAAUUCUUGAUGGAGAACGGCCUGAAAUUACAAAAGAUACACCUGAAUGUUACGCCAAUUUAAUGAAAAGUUGUUGGGAUCCUGAUCCGAAAAAAAGGCCUUCUAUAACAGGAAUUCGUAAGAUUUUUUAUAAAUGGUAUUAUAGAAAUGAGAAUUUAAAACAAUUCAAUCGAGCUGAAAUAAAAAGAAAAGAGUUAAUAAAUUUGAAGGAACUUGGUCCUGAAUUUAAUGGAAAAACUCAUCCAAUUGCAAUAUAUACAAGUAGACCAUUAAGAUCUUUUAUUUCUAGAUGUUCAUCUUAUUUUUCAAAAGAUUACAAUUCAAUAGAACUAGAGCUUGACAUAGAUAUUAAAAGCUCAAACAUACUCGAAAAAAAGCGAAAUAUUGAAGAAUUAGAAAUCAAUUCUUAUGGAAAUAGUGGAAAGCACAUUAAAAUUGAAACCACUUAAUGAAAGUUUUCUCACAGGCCGUUAAGUGUAAACAAAUCCGAAAUAUUCUUCAUAUAUAAUUUGAUUUUUUUUUUUGCAUUUUUCAUGUACGCUAUGCGAUACUUUUAUUAUUUAAGAGAUAUCAUUAAACGUGUAAUGUAUAACAAUAAUUGGAUAUUAAUAUUACUUAUAAAC